This is a messenger RNA of Puma concolor (puma), 933 nucleotides long. Its product is annotated as olfactory receptor 5W2. Gene Ontology annotation, molecular function: G protein-coupled receptor activity; olfactory receptor activity. Gene Ontology annotation, cellular component: membrane. The record is from RefSeq and is a predicted model, not a curated record. Lineage: Eukaryota; Metazoa; Chordata; Mammalia; Carnivora; Felidae. Gene Ontology annotation, biological process: G protein-coupled receptor signaling pathway.
AUGGAUGUAGGAAAUUGUUCAUCCUUGACUGAUUUCAUUUUCUUGGGAAUUACCAAUAACCCUGGGAUGAGAGCAACCCUAUUUACAAUGUUUCUUGUUAUUUAUCUCAUUAAUCUUUUUGCAAACCUCGGAAUGAUUAUUCUAAUUAGAAUGAAUUCUCAUUUGAACACACCAAUGUACUUUUUCCUUAGCCACCUCUCUUUCUGUGACCUCUGUUAUUCCACAGCAGUUGGGCCCAAAAUGUUGGUAGACCUUCUAGCCAAAAACACAUCAAUCCCUUUCGUUGGCUGUGCUCUGCAAUUCUUGGUCUUCUGUACGUUUGCUGAUUCCGAAUGCCUACUGCUGGCGGUGAUGGCCUUUGAUCGGUACAAGGCCAUUAGCAACCCCUUGCUCUACACGGUCAACAUGUCCAGCAGAGUGUGCUUCCUGCUCAUGGCCGGGGUUUACGUGCUGGCCAUGGCAGAUGCUUUGAUACACACGACACUAACAUUCCAGUUAUGUUUCUGUGGAUCAAAGGAGAUUAAUCAUUUCUUCUGUGAUCUACCUCCACUCUACCUUCUUUCCUGCUCAAAUACAGAGAUCAAUGAGUUGGCAUUAUUCACAUUUUUUGGCUUCAUUGAACUGAGUACCAUUUUAGGAGUCCUUAUCUCUUAUUGUUAUAUAAUCCUAUCCGUCCUGAAGGUCCACUCUGCUGAGGGGAGGUUCAAAGCUUUCUCCACCUGCACCUCCCACUUAACUGCUGUUGCAAUUUUCCAGGGAACCCUGCUCUUCAUGUAUUUCCGCCCGAGUUCUUCCUACUCUCUUGAUCAAGAUAAAAUGACCUCCUUGUUUUACACCCUUGUGAUUCCCAUGUUAAACCCACUGAUUUACAGCCUGAGGAACAAAGAUGUGAAAGAGGCCCUGAAAAAAAUAAAAAUUAAAAGAUGGUUUUAA